Mesorhabditis spiculigera is the source of this 1926-nucleotide messenger RNA. Lineage: Eukaryota; Metazoa; Nematoda; Chromadorea; Rhabditida; Rhabditidae. The record is from the annotation of a GenBank genome assembly.
AUGUGCCGAAACAUCACUGAACUUCGUGGACUCGAGCCCGCUGCUACGCCCGAGGAGAUCGAGGCCGCCUCUCGCCAAUACGUACGUAAGGUGAGUGGAAUAGCCAAGGUGUCCGACGCGAACCGAGACGCUUUCGAACAGGCGGUGCCGCAUUGCCGCCUCGCAGACAGCCACCCAGACCGUCCCGCCGUUGCGUCGUCCGGAAGUGCAGGCGCGGAUCGCUGCUCGUUCGUCCUGACCCGAGUGGAUCUCACAGAUAUCGACAUAUGGGACGUCGAACCGUUGGAUCAGCUGUCAGCUGGGCUGGAGGGCGUUCUGGUCGCUCAUCGUGUCCGCGACAUCCGGCGACGGCUGGAUACGCUGCGCAAAGAGGCCGUCGCCGACGACUUGCAUAUUCGUCAGGACGGAACCGUUUCUGCCGUUGCGCCCAUCGCCGACGGUCACCCGCUCCACGUGCAUGCCCAGUUGCUCGAGAUCGCGGUGCGAGAACUGAUCGGUGAGGCACUGCUGGUCAGCGCGGAUCUUCAUCAUGCGUUGUCUCUGCGGUCUCAGGUCGGCACCGACCUCCGUGACAAAGCUGUGCGUGUGGGGGAGGAGUGGCGAGCGUUCAGCCCUGAUCGGCAGCGUCAGAUGUUGCGUCAUGCACCCGGCCUGAUCGCCAACCUCGAUGGAAUUCCUUCUGCGGUUCGCAGUCCUGCCAAUCUCGAUCGAAUUCAAUCGGAACGAGCACGGCUGCAAGAUGAUUCAGUCCGAAUCUCGCAAGAACUCCACCGUGAGUUCUUCGGCGGCAGACUGAGUAACACAGGGGCGGGCCAGUGGUACGCCGAACGCAAACUCGAGGAUCUGGACGCGCUCGACGAGUUGUUUCGCACCGAAACUUGUCGACGGUUACUGCUCAUGGACAUGCGCUCGGCGGAUCACAUCUCCGUGACGAUUCCCGGACUGAACACCAACGUCAAGGACUCGAUGCGCGGAAUGGUCGGCGAGGCAACACGAUUGCGAGCCGAGGCGAUGCGCCAACUCGAACUGGCCGGCCGAAAGGAGAGCGUGGCCACCAUCGCCUGGAUCGGAUACGACGCGCCACAGGUGAUCGGGCCGGGAAAGUUCGACAUCGGUCGGGCCAGCUUCGACGUAAGUCGAUCGUCCAAGGCAGGCAUAGCCGCCGACGCAUUGGGUAGCUUCUUUCACGGUCUUCGUGCUGCGUCGGUCAACGACCGAGUCCAUAUCACCGCGUUGGGUCACUCCUACGGAUCGCUUGCGACUUCUCUCUUGCGCUGCAACGCGGGGCAAGCGCAGCGGUCGACGACGUGGUGUUCUACGGUUCACCCGGCGUGCGGGCCAAGGUGGAGUCGGACCUCGCGGAAGGCGACAGUAUCGCAGGGGUUCGGCCGUUUCGGUGGCGAUCCGACGCGCACCGAGUUCCACCGAUUGUCCACGGCCGAGGGGAUCACCCCGGACGGUGUCAAGCACGAGCGGGCUUUCGGUCAUGCGGAGGCGCUCGCGCGCGAAUUGGACGAGGAGAUCGGCUUGCGUGACUACGGGGCCGCCACCCAUGUGUGGCAUGAGGAGAUCCAUGAUCCGACGAUAUUGCCGGGUUGGGACGGUGCGAUCAACGACUACUUCCUCGUGCCGGUAGCGGCCGCACAAUGGUCGAGAAGUGUUCGGGCCACGCGAUUUACCCGACCGGUUUGCACGCCUGGUCAAGGAUGGAUCACCGAGUUCGCUGGAACAGUUUGUUCGGGCACCAUGAGGGCCGCGAGGCAUCGCCGUAUUCGAGCAUUUCGGCAUCGAAACACGGCUAAGCUGAGGUUAUGGAGCACUACGUGCGCGAAGGAGCCUAUCCCGUACGCGUCUACGGCUGCGCCGGUCAGUUCUCACAACCGGUUGGCAAGAACGGCCCAAAAUUGUGGAUGGCUCUCCGAGGGC